Molecule: messenger RNA, 642 nt
Organism: Paramecium pentaurelia
Lineage: Eukaryota; Ciliophora; Oligohymenophorea; Peniculida; Parameciidae
Source: the annotation of a GenBank genome assembly
AUGUAAAUCAAUGAGGAGAGUAAUGAAAUUGACAGAUUAUUGUUUUUGUCAAAGAAUAUAGAAAAGAGAAAGAAGAGAAGGAGGAAUAUGAUUUUUUUUUUAAUUGCUAUGAUAACUUUUGUAUCACUAGAAACAUCAAUAAAUGGAAAAUGUUUUUUUAACGAUGAUAAAUUACAAUAUUUAUAUGUUGAUUUAGUCAUGUAUACAGGAGUUUUUGCAAUUACCUUAUUAGAAAUACUAAUUUAAUAAAAAAAAAUUGCUAAACAAUUUCAAUAGCAAAUUAGAUUAAGGGCCAAGAUGUGCUAACUUACUAUCUAUCAAGGUUUUGUAAUCAUAAUCUUUUUGUUGAGUCUCUAUCAUAUCGGAGUGUAAAUCUACUAUUUUUUUUUCGAUUUUAACUAAAAUUGUUUUUAUUUUAAGAAUAGAAUAAACAAAGAUAUAUUCGUAAUAACAAAAAUAACAAUAUUUAUUUUAUUCAUAACAAUUGAGACGGUUACGUUAUGUUUCUUGGGUUGGGUUGUUAAGGAAAAUUAUAUAGCAUAAUAAAAUCCUGUAAAAUUUGGGCAAAGUUCAAUAUUGUUUAGAUCUCAAAGUAAUGAUAUUGUACUACUAUUAUAUGGAGCACCGAUUAAUUAGGAUUGA